GGCAGAGGCUCGCUGGAUUCGACAGUGAUAACAUAUUCUGUAAUAAUGGCCGACCCGACCCUACAAACAUUCUGCUGUUAUCACACAAACCGAACAGAUAGAACGAUAGUGCUAAUGCAGGAAUUCAAUACAGACGCGUAUAAUACAGUAUGCAUGUUCUCAUCGACGAUGGGUAUGAUAGGCGCGAUUUAUCAGAUACUACCCCGAGCGGAUUCAAAUAGUUCUUAUCGUUUGAGGAGCUUCUUCAGAGGACGAGAUAUUAUCGUAUGGCUUGCAGUGGCCGAUCUCUUAGCGUCCUUAGGUGUGUUUGUGAGAUCAGUGCUAUGGAGAAAUUUCAAAUUCAUUAUACCAAUGGAAGGAGAUAAGUCGAACGUGGUGUUUUGCACUGUAUUGUCGGCAUGGAUUCAAUACUUCUACAUGGCCACGUGGAUAUGGACGUUGUGUUACGCAGUGGACAUGAAGUUACUGCUGGGAGAUAAAAACGGACGUCCUGUGUGCUAUCAUACUUUGGCUUGGGUGCUUCCUGCCAUUCUCACCUCGUUCGGACUGAUCAUUCUAUACAUUCCCGAUGCAAACUGCCACAACUUGACGUCGUUAUUCAAUGUGAUAUUGCGUAUCCUUCCGAACUACUUCGCCACGUAUGUGCUACUGGCAGUGGUCAUGAUCGUGAAUCCUAUUCUGUAUAUCGCAUCAACUCGCGAUCUUGAAACGGUGGUUCUGCACAGUAUGGCUCAAGUGACUGGCAGAGAACGAAAAUUGAUACAAACGAUUAAACUAAAAUUCGCUCUCAUAAAUGUGGUCUACUACGUGUGCUGGACGCCCAAUUUAAUCAAUGGAUUAUUAUUGUGGAUCUUAUGGUUUCAGUUGCCGAACAAGGUGAUCAUCACUUUAUGGUACAUAAUGGCUGUGACAAAUCCUCUUCAAGCAUUUUUUAACGCGAUCGUUUAUCAAUCAUGGACUAGAAGGGAGAAAUUACGUUUUGAAUGUUGCCAAAAUUUUAAAUCGAGCACUAAUAUAAAUUUAAAUGCGAUCCCAAAAAUAGACAGCGACAUGUAUGUUUCUGAAUCAUCUCCAUUACUAAAUCCACGAAUGGGAUACGAACAGAAAAUACCGCAUAUCAGUAUAAAUCACGGAUCUUCAUCUCUGUGAGAAUCUAUUUUACUGCCAGUUUAUCAAAAGUAUAAAUAACAGCUAUAUCAUAGAGAUUUAACCUAUUUAAGAAAUUUUAGUAA
Molecule: messenger RNA, 1232 nt
Organism: Cyphomyrmex costatus
Lineage: Eukaryota; Metazoa; Arthropoda; Insecta; Hymenoptera; Formicidae
Product: G-protein coupled receptor 143
Exons: 6
Coding region: 46-1149 (367 amino acids)
Biological process (GO): G protein-coupled receptor signaling pathway; melanosome organization; regulation of calcium-mediated signaling
Cellular component (GO): plasma membrane; melanosome membrane
Molecular function (GO): dopamine binding; L-tyrosine binding; L-DOPA binding
Source: RefSeq, a predicted model, not a curated record